GCAAUUAUAAGAAGAAUAAGCGAAAGUUAGUAAAUAAAACGAAUCUACGAAAUCAAUGAUAUGUGAAAUUGUAUGAUAUUCGUGCAUCAAGGGACGUUGUAGUGAAGACAAAAAACCAAAAUUUACGUCGAAAUAAACUAUCAGAGUAUUCAGCAACGAAAUGAGCUUCUGGUACGCAUUGAUUCCUGUGGGAACAGCGAUUUCGAUCUAUGGGAUACGUAAACUAUGCGAGUAUCAGUGGGGUUGGGUCCGAAAUAAAUCGUCGUUGGAAGGAAAAAUAUUCAUUGUAACUGGUGCAAACACCGGUCUCGGCUUUGAAACCACUAAAGCUUUAGUUGCUCGUGGUGCCACGGUCAUUAUGGCAUGCAGAAAUGAAGACCGGGCAAACGAAGCUGUGGUAAAAAUUCGUCAAGCAACGGCUAAUGGUCACUUGAUUGUACUUCGCUUGGACUUGUCGUCGUUCAAUUCGGUCAAAGAGUUUGCCGACAAAAUUAAGACCACGUAUCCGAAAUUCGAUUGCCUUAUAAAUAACGCUGGCAUGGCCGUGCAAGGGAAUCAAACGAAUGCAGAAAAUUACGAAUUACACUUUGCCACCAACCAUUUGGGUCACUUCCUUCUGACUGACCUGUUGAAAGAUGUGAUUGCAAAAAAUUCUGCCCGAAUCGUUGUUGUUUCAUCGUUGAUGCAUAAGCGCGGUCGCAUUGAUUUCGACAAUCUGGGUAAAUGUGCCACAACUCCUCGUUCGCGGAACGGUUACUACUGCGAUUCGAAGUUGGCAAAUUUCUACUUUGCCCGUGAACUGUACAAGAAGGGAUUCGAUGUGCACGUCUUAUGUCCCGGUCUGUGUCACACUGACUUUUUCAGAGACUUCAAUCCACGAUGGUAUCAUUACGUUUUAUUUUCGCCGAUUGUAUGGCUAAUGUUGAGAUCAUCCGAACAGGGAGCGCAAAAUAUAAUUCAUUGCGCAACGGACAAUGAAAAUACAGAAGAGAAAAAUCCGGCCACAGGCUACAUGGUGCGUAAUCUACGUCAAACGAAAUCUAAAUACCAAUUUGAUGAUCUGACGUCAGUCCGUUUGUGGGAAGAAAGUCUGAAGAUGUGUGGUUUAUAAGUUGUUGUUAUCUUUUAGGUCGUAGUUGUUGUAGUUUUAUUGCAAAUUAAAAACAGUUUCCGGUGACAGUUAA
Bradysia coprophila is the source of this 1184-nucleotide messenger RNA. Its product is annotated as retinol dehydrogenase 13-like. Lineage: Eukaryota; Metazoa; Arthropoda; Insecta; Diptera; Sciaridae. The record is from RefSeq and is a predicted model, not a curated record.